Molecule: messenger RNA, 989 nt
Organism: Argiope bruennichi
Lineage: Eukaryota; Metazoa; Arthropoda; Arachnida; Araneae; Araneidae
Exons: 3
Coding region: 125-670 (181 amino acids)
Source: RefSeq, a predicted model, not a curated record
CGUCUGGGGAAUGACGUGUUUUGUUUACAUAGCGUUGCUAUAAAUAAAAACUGAUAGAGCGUCGUUCCCACCCUCCAGUAAGUUGGUAGCGUUGCUGUUAAAAGGUGAUUCUAAAGCUUAAAUUAUGGCAAGCAGGCCCGAAUCCAACGACAGACCUGAUGCUCCCUUUGGUCCACCUGAUUGUCCAUGGGAACCUAUGAGUUCUGAUUCACCAAUGCCUGAAUCUGUUUUUGACUGUGGUGGAAAGCUUAAUGGUGAAAAAGUAUAUGUUGGGCGGGUUUAUGACGAUGAGGAUAAAUCUUAUUUGAUUGGUACUGCUAUUCCUAGUAAAGGCCUCUGUACUUAUGUAACUAAAGAUUUGAAAGUUAAGACAAGUAAUAAUUACGAAAUACUUACUAUAUCAUGCGGUGAGCCUUUGGUAUUUAAACCAAAGGAUUGGGAAAGCAAUUUACUCUUUGUUGCUGGAGGCGACAUGGAUAAGUGUUUAUAUUGUGGUAGAGUAGUUGAGAAUGAUAACACAUAUUUUGGAUGGGCUGACAAGGAUGAUCAAACUGUUUACAUUCCACGAGACCAUGAAAGUAAAGUUCUUGAAGGCUACAAUAUCUUGAUUCAUCAGUAUCUUGAUCGUCUCUGCAUUUGCCCCAUGCCACCUCACACUCCUCCUUUUUAAGAUGUUUGUAAUUGAGACUUGUUCUUAAUUCUGUUCCUGGGCAUUUCAUAACAAUCGAGUUUUAUGUUUAUAUUGUACUGAAUCUAUUUAAAAGGAUGAUAUUGUUGAACACUAAAUAUCCAUAUUAAUUCUAAAUUGUAAAAUGACUGUUAUGAAACUUAAUACUAAAAAUGUUUCUACUUAUAGACAGCUUUUUAUAUAUAUUUUGUAGUAUGUAUAACUUUUAUGAAACAAAUGCACAGUUCCUAUAUAGCCUAUUUUUCAAUGUUUUGCAAACUUGUAAAGCUUGAUAUAAUAAACUUUUUUUUUAACAUGUCAA